AGUUAUUAUUUCAAUUUUAAACUCAAUUUUCAGAACUAUUAAAUAGUUAACUACAAUUUUAUUAUAGUUGUUAAAAGUCGAACAGUUUAUACUUAGUUUCAAUCAAUGAUUGGAAAUUAAUGUACGUUUUUCACUUCAAGUCGAAUGAACGAAUUCUUGGUGUUUUUAUGUCCACUUCAUUGAUACUAAUAUGGUUUAUAUGAACAAAAUGUUGUAUGAUUGGAUGAUGCAGAAAAUACCGUGAGCAUAGUAAAAUAGUUAUGUAAAUAAUUUGUGUCAAAUAAACAUUAACCGUAAAUAUGGAAUUCAGUACACAUUUUAUGUUUGAUGUCUUAGUAAUUUUACUUUCACAGACUGUAUUCUUUAUGUGUGGUUGGGUAUAUUUUGUCAAGAAACUAUUUAAAGAUUAUGAAGUGCAUCAUAAAACAAUUCAACUAAUAUUCUCAGUCACUUUUUGUUUAUCCUGUACAAUGUUUGAAUUAAUCAUAUUCGAAAUUGUUGGUAUACUAGUCCCCAGCUCUCGCUAUAUAUUUUGGAAUAUAAUACUUUACAAGAUGCUAUUUAUGGUUGUUGUACUUAUACCAUUUUACUUAUGUUAUUUUACUUUGAGUAAUAUGUACCCAUUUUUUCAAAAAAAAGUUGGAAUUUUGGCGUCGGUUAUUUGGAUAUUAUACUUAUUCUUAUUUUGGAAAAUUGGUGAUCCAUUUCCUAUGUUACCUCAAGAGAAAAAAGGCCAUUUAUUUAUAGAAAACUGCAUCAGCAGAAUUGGUGUGAUUGGUGUAACAGUCAUGGCAUUAUUAUCUGGUUUUGGUGCUGUUAACUACCCUUAUACUUCAAUGGCAUAUUUUAUAAAAGCAGUCACUGGAGAUGAUGUCAUAAAUGUGGAAAAACAACUUCUUCAAACAAUAGAUGUUGUUACUGCUAAGAAAAAAAAAAUUUUAUUGGCAGAAACUAAUGCUGGUGUAAGCACUUUUGGAUUUAUGGAUAUGUUAAAAAGAGUCAAGUCCAAUGUAUCCAGUGAUUUAAGAGGAAUUAAAAGUGAUAUUAAAGCAUUAGAAGAGCUUAGUAGACAUUUAUUUUUGGACACACAUGAUCUGAAUAAUACUCUGGAACGUACUGCUUGGGCCAAAACAUGGAAAGGGAAAUAUUUCAAUUUUCUAGGUUAUUUUUUCUCAUUAUAUUGUGUAUGGAAAAUAAUUAUAUCCACAUUAAAUAUAAUGUUACAAAGAGUGGGAAAAAAAGAUCCAGUUACAAGAGGAAUGGAGAUUUUAGUGGAAUUGGUUGGCAUUGAUGUUGAUGUAUCAUUUUGGUCGCAACAUGUAUCAUUUUUAUUGGUUGGAUGUAUUGCAUUUACUUCAAUAAGAGGUCUCCUAUUAACUUUAACCAAGUUUUUCUAUGCAUUGUCUAGCAGUAAAUCAUCAAAUAUUAUUGUUUUAAUAUUUGCUCAACUUAUGGGUAUGUAUUUUGUAUCAUCCGUAUUAUUAAUGCGUAUGAACAUGCCAGCUGAAUACAGAGCUAUUAUUACAGAAGUACUUGGUGAUCUACAGUUUAGUUUUUAUCAUCGUUGGUUUGAUGUUAUAUUUUUAGUCAGUGCAGUAUCAUCUCUAACAUUUUUAACGUUUGCUCAUAAACAAAGUAAGGUAGACCUACCCCCUAUGAUUUAAUGUUUAAUUAUUAUUCAAUUUGAUGUAUUUUAUAUUUAUAUAUACCAAAUAUAUACCUAAUGAUU
Melanaphis sacchari is the source of this 1729-nucleotide messenger RNA. RefSeq names its product Golgi pH regulator (gene GPHR). Gene Ontology annotation, cellular component: Golgi cisterna membrane. The record is from RefSeq and is a predicted model, not a curated record. The transcript is spliced from 2 exons. The coding region runs from base 300 to 1664 and encodes 454 amino acids. Gene Ontology annotation, molecular function: voltage-gated monoatomic anion channel activity. Lineage: Eukaryota; Metazoa; Arthropoda; Insecta; Hemiptera; Aphididae. Gene Ontology annotation, biological process: intracellular pH reduction.